GUGCUGCGUGUGCCCUCGGAGCUGCCGUGCAGGGACUGCUGACCAACAGGCUCCGAGCAUCUGCCAACCUGCCCGCGCGGAGCCAGGUCCAGCAUCAGAGCUAGCGAGAGAGUUUUGAAAAUGGCACCAAAUCCUCGGAGAGAGGCAAGCGUAUGGCGACAAACCAGAGCCCUUUUAUUCAAGAACUGCCUUGUUAAGUGCAGGACUAAGAAAAGCAGUGUUCAGGAAGUCCUUUUCCCGCUCUUUUUCUUAUUUUGGCUAAUACUCAUGAGCAUGAUGCAUCCCCAUAAGAAAUAYGGCGAGGUCCCAAACACCGAUCUUGGGACUCUGGACACCUCCUUGCUGGUGAAUUUAAUUGUUGGAUACACGCCGCCAACCACCAUGACCAGAGAAAUCAUGAAGAAAGUGGCUUUCGAUAACUUUGAAGAUGGCAUAAUCACAGAGGAAUAUUUAAGUGAAGAAGAGCUGCAAGAGGCCAGUGCCUUCAAACCCUCAAACUUUGUGGGUGUAGUAUUCAACGAUGCUAUGUCCUACCAGCUUAGAUUUCCUGAUUCUGUCACCAUGUCUUCUCUUUACAUGGAGUCAAGAGCCAGUUGCUCCAGCUUGGUGAAAGGAUGUGAAUCCGUAACAUACUGGCACUCGGGAUUUACAGCUCUCCAAGCCUGCAUCGAUGCAGCGAUUAUACAGCUGAAGACUAAUCGGUCAGUUUGGGAACAACUUGAAUUAACAAGAGCUGUYGUUAUGGGAGAGGCUGAAGUGAUGGAAAUAGACAGUUUUCCUCGUGCAAUCAUUUUAAUUUACCUCGUGAUUGCUUUCUCACCGUUUGGUUAUUAUUUGGCAAGUCAUAUUGUGGCGGAAAAGGAGAGGAAGUUGAAGGAAUUCAUGAAAAUAUUGGGACUUCAUGACACUGCCUUUUGGCUUUCUUGGGUGCUGCUGUACACGAGUUUGAUUUUUGUCAUGUCCAUUCUUAUGGCAGUCAUCGCAACAGCCUCUUCGCUCUUUCCCCAGAGCAGUGCCUUUGUGAUAUUCCUUCUUUUUUUCCUAUAUGGAAUCUCUUCAGUUUUCUUUGCACUUAUGCUGACCCCUCUAUUUAAAAAGUCAAAGAAUGUGGGUAUAGUUGAAUUUUUGGCAACGCUGGCUUUUGGGUUUGUGGGUCUUAAUAUUGUCCUGCUGGAAGAUUUCCCCAAGUCUUUUGUGUGGAUUGUGAGCCCCCUGUGUCAGUGCACCUUCUUGAUCGGCAUCGCAGAGGUCAUGCAUCUAGAAGAUUAUGAAGAUGGUGCAACAUUUGCAAAUCUAAAUCAUGGCCCUUACCCACUCUUUAUCUCUCUUAUUUUAUUGGUGCUGGAUAGCAUAUUUUAUCUGCUUGUAGCUGUCUACCUUGAUCAGGUUAUUCCAGGGGAGUUUGGACUACGCCGAACAUCACUUUUCUUCAUGAAGCCCUCGUUUUGGUUGAAGCGCGGGAAAAAUUACAAGGAAUUGUAUGAGGGCAGCGUCAAUGGCAGCCUGAGUUUCAGUGAGAUGGUUGAGCCCGUGCCUUCCGAAUUUCAGGGAAAAGAAGCCAUCAGAAUCAGCUGUGUUCAGAAAACAUUCAGGAAAAAGGGGGAAACUGUGGAGGCUCUCCGAAAUUUAUCCUUUGACAUCUAUGAAGGACAGAUCACGGCUCUGCUUGGCCACAGCGGGACAGGAAAGACAACACUSAUGAACAUCAUCUGUGGGCUUUGUCCACCAACGGAUGGGUUUGUCUCUGUCUACGGACACAAAGUCUCUGAGAUAGAUGAGAUGCUUGAAGUACGACGAAUAGCAGGGGUGUGCCCUCAGCUAGACAUAAACUUUGAUAUAUUAACUGUAGAGGAGAAUCUCUCCAUAUUUGCUGCAAUCAAAGGAAUACCUCAGAAUGACUUGAUACAAGAGGUGCAAAAAGUGUUGUUAGAUCUGGAUAUGCAGCCGAUCAGAGACAAUCAAGCUAAAAAAUUAAGUGGAGGGCAGAAAAGGAAGCUGUCGUUAGGAAUUGCUAUUCUUGGAAAUCCAAAGGUUUUACUGCUGGAUGAACCAACUGCGGGAAUGGAUCCAUGCUCACGCCACGUUGUCUGGAAUCUCCUGAAAAGCAGAAAAGCAAAUCGUGUGACAGUCUUCAGUACUCAUUUCAUGGAUGAGGCAGAUAUCCUGGCUGAUCGUAAAGCUGUGAUUUCUCAAGGGAUGUUAAAAUGCCUUGGAUCUUCUCUCUUUCUCAAAAGCAAAUGGGGAAUUGGCUACCGUUUGAGUAUGCACAUAGAUGCAUAUUGCAACAUAGAAGCAACAACAUCAUUGAUAAGACAGCACAUCCCUGCAGCCAACCUGGUGCAAGAGAACGAUCAGCAGCUUGUGUACACAUUGCCACUCAAAGACAUGGACAAGUUUGCAGGCUUAUUUUCUGAUCUUGACACUCAUUCGCACUUGGGUGUUAUUACCUAUGGUGUUUCCAUGACAACGCUGGAGGAUGUAUAUCUGAAGCUGGAAGUUGAAGCCGAGAUUGAUCAAGCAGAUUAUAGUGUGUUUAAUUCCCAGCAAGUGCAGGAGGAAAUCGAUACAAGAUCAGUUGAUGAUCUGGAACAGAACCUGCUGGUGUUCUCGGAGACUAAAUCGCCUGCAAUGAACAAUACAGCCCUCUGGAAGAAGCAGGUUUCUACUAUUGCAAGAGUUCACUUCCUUAGUCUCAGACGAGAAAAUAAAUCUGUGAGAGUUAUGUUAUUGCUUUUUCUGAUUUUUCUUUUAGUUCAGAUUUUUUUGUUUCUUAUACACCACUACUUCAAAAAUUCUGUAGCUCCUAUCAAACUUUCCCCAGAUUUGUACUUGCUGAAGCCCGGAGAGGACUAUCACAAGUACAGGACUCGUCUCCUCCUGCAGAACUCCACAGAUGCGGAUAUCGAUGACAUUGUCAGCUCUCUUGGGAGCAUGGACGUGCURUCCGAGCUGGUCAAUGACAGUAAUUACGUGGCAGCAGCACCGCACAGCGCAGCUUUAAACRUUUUUGAGUCAGGAAAGUACUACCUUUUCACCGUCGCAUUCAACAGCACCAUGGUGCAUUCCCUGCCAGUUUUGUUCAAUAUUGUGAGCAAUCUCCUCCUUCGCAAUUUGAACGUGACUGAAAGCAUUCAAAUCUGGAGCAACCCUUUUGUCAAGGAUGCUCCUGACACAGUUUUCAAGCUAGAGCUCUAUUUUCAGUCUGUUUUACUGGGAAUCAUUGUUACUGGAAUGCCACCGUAUUUUGCCAUGGAGAAUACAGAAAACCAUAAGAUCAAAGCGUACACCCAACUGAAGAUAGCGGGGCUCUAUCCAUCCGCUUACUGGACAGGCCAAGCCGUCGUUGAUCUCCCGCUGUUUUUCUCCAUCCUUGUCCUCAUGAUAGGCAGCCUGUUUGCUUUUCACUACGGUGUUUAUUUCCAUGUUGGCAAGUUCCUUGCUGUGGUGUUUUGUCUGAUUGGCUAUGUCCCAUCAGUAGUGCUGUUCACUUACGUGGUCUCCUUCACAUUUAAAAAAGUGCAAAAUACCAAAGAAUUUUGGUCCUUUAUAUUUUCAGUGACAGCCUUGGUGUGUACGGUUGUUACUGAAGUAGCCUUCUUUAUGGGGUAUUACCUUGUCACCAGCGUCCUGCAUUAUGUCUUCUCCAUCUUCACUCCUAUCUAUCCGCUUAUUGGCUGUCUGAUUUGUUUUAUAAAGGUUUCAUGGAAAGACCAGCAAAAGAAUGAGGGAUUCUACAACCCAUGGGACAGGCUCUUGAUCGCAGUUCUAGCUCCCUAUUUGCAGUGUGUAGUGUGGCUCUUCCUAUUGCGAUGUCUUGAGGUGAAGAAUGGAGGUAAAACAAUUAGAGAGGAUCCGUUCUUCAGGAGAUGUGCUACGAAAGCCAGAACGUGGAAAUGCCCAGAGGUGCCGCAUGGUGAGAACGAAGAUGAAGAUGUGAAGGCCGAGAGGCUGCGGGUCAAAGAGCUGUUGAGCAACCAGAACGGCAAAGAGAUACCAGCCAUUCUGGUCAGCGGCUUGCAUAAAGAAUAUGAUGAAAGAAAAGAAUUUCUUCUUGGGAGGAGAAUAAAGAAAGUGGCAACAAAACAUGUCUCGCUCUGUGUUAAAAAAGGAGAAAUACUGGGAUUGUUAGGACCAAAUGGAGCUGGGAAAAGCACAUUAAUUAAUAUGCUCAUUGGAGACAUCGAGCCAACUGGCGGGCAGGUUCUGAUGGGAAAUUAUUCUUUUGGACUGAAUAGUGAAGAUGAUUCAUUUAAAUUUGUGGGGUACUGCCCUCAGAUAAAUCCUCUUUGGCCAGAUAUUACACUGGAGGAACAUUUUGAAAUCUAUGGCUCUAUCAAAGGAAUGAGUCAGAGUGAUGUCAAAGAAGUCUUAAAACGUGUUGCAAAUGCCCUGGAUUUAAAAGACCACCUGCAGAAAACAACAAAGAAACUAGGAGUAGGAUUGAAGCGCAAGCUGUGCUUUGCAUUGAGUAUGCUGGGCAACCCUCAGAUUACCCUGUUAGAUGAACCAUCCACUGGAAUGGAUCCGAAAGCCAAACAGCACAUGUGGCGGGCAAUUCGAGCAGCAUUUAAAAAUAAGGAAAGAGCAGCUAUUCUGACCACUCACUACAUGGAAGAGGCUGAUGCUGUGUGUGACCGGGUGGCCAUUCUGGUGUCUGGGCAGCUCAGGUGUAUAGGUACUGUUCAGCACCUGAAAAGUAAAUUUGGCAGAGGAUACUUUUUGGAAAUGAAAUUAAAAGAAACGAUGGAUGCACAAGAGCUGGAGUAUCUUCAGAGACAGAUUUUGAGCAUCUUCCCAAAUGCAAAUCGUCAAGAAAGUUUCGCAUCUGUCUUGGCAUAUAAAAUUCCUAAAGAAGAUGUACAGUCUCUUUCACAUUGCUUUUCAAAGCUGGAAGAAGUGAAACACACCUUUUGUGUGGAAGAGUACAGCUUUUCUCAGGCAACCUUGGAACAGGUUUUUGUGGAACUUGCUAAAGAACAAGAGGAGGAAGACAGCAGCUUUGGCACCCUGAACAGCACCCUGUGGUGGGAAAGAACGCAGGAAGAUCGAGUUGUUUUCUGAACUCUCKGAGAUUCAGGAGCUGUGCUGCCCGGUUCGUGUGUUGUACAAGGGAUUGUCCUUCCUAGGACACAUGGAGCACCAGGGAGGGAUGCCAGAGGUCUGAAAACAUCCAAGAGAGGAAGGGAAAAAAGAAAACAGUACUUGGAAAAAUGGAGCCUGCUCCACCUUGCUUGAUUGCAUGAGUGAUGCUCUCGGAGCAACGGUGGAAGGAAUAAUUCCCUCAUUAGUUUGUCAGUUCAGAAAUUCCUUCUGUAUUCAGUGUUUCCCAGUUUGCUGCAAGGGAGGACUGAGGAGAAGCUGCCCGGACACGGGUCGUGGUCCCCGGGCUCUGCUCGUACAGCAGUGCCUGCCCGGCGCUUGUCCCUCCUCCAUCCUCACCUCUUGCUCUGCAGAGAGCUCCUUUACACGGCAAAGCGAUGCCGAGCAGCCCUGCAGCCCUAGGAGAUGUUGGGGUCAGCAGACAUUGCAAAAAAUAACUCCUUUUGGUAAAACAGUAGCUUGACAUCGAGCCUGCCCCUCYGUGUAGCUGCCGUCCUGGCCCCGUGCCCUCUGUGGGCAUUGCUCUGGUGCACGUAGAAGUGCCGGUCAUAGCUCUGUUCCCAAGGGCAAGGCUUUCUCUCACUGCCAUCUGCUUUGAAGAAGUCCUAUUUGAGGGGCAAAAUCACUCCAAGGUAUUGUAGUCAGUGUGAACGGGCUCCUAAAGUUGCACAAUGAGCUUAGCUUGGCGUCCGGCUGAUGCAAAAAAUGUCCUUUURCAGGUAUAACGUGGCACUUGCCAACAGUAUGUUCCUUUCUAUUGCAAAUUGGCAGAUCUUGCUGAAUUAUGCUGCCGUCCUAGGUGGCAUUAAUGUUUAUAAUGCAUGCAGCGUGGGGUUAAAUGGGUGCACAGUAAGGGAUGCUAUUUCCCCACCCGUUUGGUAAAAGUGCGAAGACGUACUAACCGUGUAGAUACAAGAAUUGCAGAAAUGUCAGUAUUUCUAGACUUUGUCAGUGCAGUCUAAUUCUUUUAUUGGGUGUAAUCACAUUUAUCCUGCCAGCUGUUGCUAGACACAGCCCUUUUUAGAUGUUUCCGUUGUUCUUAACAGCGGAUUGGUACGCACGUGCAGCAAUAUUUCAUAAUCUGUCUUCACUGCGACAGCAGCGAGUGGUGCAGUGGUGUGCUUGGCACAUGAGUGUUUGCUUCUUCCUCCCAUGGUAGUUUCUCAUUCAGCUUCAUAAACUGAGAAGUGUGAGAUCCAAAUGCACAACCUCGUCAGCAGGAAUGGUGCCUUUACUUAACAGUAGGAGGACUAAUAAGAGUGGAAUAGAGGACCCUCUACUCUCAGAGGUGAUAAGUGUGUGUUUAAGAUUUUUUUUGUUUUUCUAUACAGAGCUGUCAUUGUUCAUUUAGUUUUAUAACAUGAAAUUAAAGAGAGUUAAUAGUUCGUUGUGUUCUGCAAUGAACAAAUUUAGUGAUGUGUUUAUACCAGAAACAUUGGCUACAAAAGUCAUAUCGAGUUYGGAUGGUCUCAGUAAGUCCCAUCAGUUUGGGAUGCUCCCAUAUGCUUCCUUGUUUUUCUGUCAUAAUUCAGAAAACUAUGGCUUAGGACAGUUUUGUUUCCCUAUAAUUACUGGGCAAUAAUCUAUAUAAUAUUUAUAGUAAUAAUUUAUUACAAUAUUGAGAGCCCAAAUCCGUUUCCAUGCAUAUCCAUAGAAACCUUGUUAUUUAAGUCAGUAUGGGAAGACAUGAGCCCAGUAUGUACAGAUUUGCUCUCCUCAUUUGUACCCUUAUGAUUAAGCGUAAAUCUACAAAUUCUGUUUUGUAGCUAAAGCUGAGCCCAGGAAUUGCACAGACUGAACAUCCCACGUGCCCGURGUUUCUUCCCAAGGGGAAGGUGCCUGUUCCCAUGGGAGAGCAGAGAGCCCGUCCGCUAAGCCCAAUGCAAUGGGCCUUGCAAGUGCCCAGUUCUGCUGUGCUGCAAAUAAAAUAGUGGUAACGAACAGAUUCAAAGCACUGGUGUGCAAGUGGCAGCUCUGGUCCUGAUCUUUUGCAGUCUGAAACUUUCCUAUCAGAAAGGAAGAAUUACCCCAAUCAGCCUCUUGGUUUAUGCAAUCCUAUUGCUCUCUUUUAGCACCCAGGAAUCCACUGGCCAGUUGCUCCCAUCUACAGCCUCACAACUGGCCAGUAUUUCUGGAGGUUUCUCUGUAUUUCUAAUAAAGGCGAGACAGAAUUUGGUCUCCUGAUACUUUCCUGUGAAUACGCACACAAGAUAAAUGUUUUCUGCAAAUCACGUUACACUUAAUUCUGUUCUUUGUACGUUGUAUUAAAACUGCUUCAACUGUAUCGUCUGUGCAUCUGUCAAGCAAUGUACAGCAUAUUCUUUGCACAUAAAGUUACAAAAGUACUUA
Messenger RNA from Nothoprocta perdicaria, 7449 nucleotides. RefSeq names its product ATP binding cassette subfamily A member 5 (gene ABCA5). Gene Ontology annotation, biological process: lipid transport; transmembrane transport. Gene Ontology annotation, cellular component: membrane; intracellular membrane-bounded organelle. The record is from RefSeq and is a predicted model, not a curated record. Bases 121 to 5061 code for a protein of 1646 amino acids. NCBI's taxonomy places the organism in Eukaryota, Metazoa, Chordata, Aves, Tinamiformes, Tinamidae. Gene Ontology annotation, molecular function: ATP binding; ABC-type transporter activity; lipid carrier activity. The transcript has 39 exons.